Mytilus californianus (California mussel) is the source of this 5558-nucleotide messenger RNA. RefSeq lists its product as uncharacterized. Gene Ontology annotation, molecular function: protein binding; ADP binding. The transcript is spliced from 6 exons. Lineage: Eukaryota; Metazoa; Mollusca; Bivalvia; Mytilida; Mytilidae. The coding region runs from base 359 to 3148 and encodes 929 amino acids. Gene Ontology annotation, biological process: regulation of apoptotic process. The record is from RefSeq and is a predicted model, not a curated record.
AUAAGGACUUCAAGAAAUGUCGAAAAAGUCUAAAUCCUUGGAUUUUUCUAACACAACAUAGCUGCAAGUAACUUCGACCUAUGCGUAUAGAAUUUUACUUCACUGAAAUAUCGAAGUUAACUUUUAAAGACUUAUUGCAAAGAAAGAUGACAAAAACCACAUCUCACCACAUCAGUAUACCUACCGAUUAACAACAUGAUGCAAAAGUUCAAGUUAUAUGUAUGCAGCUCACAUGACACAACUUGACAAGUUAUCCUGUUUUUAGUAUAUUAAAAUGAACAAGAGGGUAACCUGCAAGAAUUGACAGAAAAAAAUUAAAUGUUGGCAAGUAACUUUAUUAGAGAUAUCUCAAUCUGAAAUGGAUUUCCAACUUCUUCUAUCAAAGAUCAGUGACAAAUUGCUGAAAGAGGAUGUAGUACAGCUCAAAUUUUAUUUGGACGAAAAAAUACCAAGUCAAGAUUUAAAAACAGCAGAGGAUGGCAAGGAUCUUUUUGGUGUGAUGAAGAAAUAUGGUGUCUUGUCUCCAAUUAAAACAGAUCUAUUGAUUGAAAUGCUUACAGCAAUGCACUUGCAACCAUGUGUAGAUUUGAUAGAAAACUUUAAGGAAAAAAAUAAAGAGGCAUUAUCAACAGCUAAAGAUGGGCCAUGUAAUAUAAAGGAAGAUAUGGUAGUUGAACAUUUCAUGGAAACAAGUAAGCUGAUAGAAUUAGAGGAAAAAAUGGCAACCACAAAAUUCAUCACAUUGUCAGGUUUACUUGGUUCUGGCAAGUCACAGUUGGCUUUAAAACAUGCUUGUAAGAAAAGACAAUCUUGCAAAAGUGGAAUUUGUUGGAGGAUAUCCUGCCAAGAUAUGGUAAUUCUUCUUAACUCGCUGAAAAAAAUGGCAGAUGGCCUUGGCCUGAAGAAGGAAAGCAAACAAAAUGAAAGCAUUUCAAAUGAGGAGUCAUUAGACCUUAUAAAUGAAUUAAUCAUAAGGGAAUUACAAGAGAAAGAUCCAUCCAUAGAGCAUUUGAUUAUAUUUGAUGACGUUACAGAUAAAACAAAACAUGCAGUUGAAAAGUUUAAAAAUUCCUUUUUGAAAUUCAAUGUUAAAGUAAUCGCAACAACAUGGAAUCAAGCUUUCUUUGAUGAAACCAACCAUAUUGCAGUAAAUGGUUUCACUGAAGAUGAGGCAAUUGAAUUCCUGAAAAGAAAAGAUGAUUUAACAUCAGAAGAAGUUGAAGAUUAUAAAGAAUUAGCAAAAUACCUAAGUUGUCUGCCUUUGGCAAUGUAUGGGGUGAAAACAAGAAUGAUUUCCCAUAGGCUAACACCAAAAGGCUUUUUGAAAACAUUUAGAGGUAGAAAGUCUAUAAUUUUAAUAGACAGAAUAUUGACAUCUUCUUCAGCAAACAGAAAACUUUAUGAAGUGUUAAUAGAGUUUUUGAAUAUUCUCAAGAAAGAUGAAGUUGAAGAAGUUUUUGAUAUGGUACUUAUUCUACAGUUUUUGUCGUUAGAGGAUAUUCCGAUUCUAUUUUUCCAGUUCUUACCAGCAAAAGAGGGGAGUGAAGAUCAAGCAUUAAAUCCAGAGAGCUUCAUAGAAGCAAUUCAAAAAUUCUCCUUUGGCUAUUUAAGAGGUGAGGACGAUGAUAGAUAUAUUUGCACUCAUCUGGCAGUUACAAGGACAAUUGAUUGGUAUACUUCAGAAGAAGAUAAGGUUCGUCUUCUUAAAAAUGUUCUCAAGGCGUUAAUGUGGCUCUUAGAUAAGGACAAUAUCAAUGAGAAAGAUUACAAAAGAAAUCAUGAUCUCCUACCCCAUGCCAUUUUAGUUAUUCGCCAUUAUGAAACAUUGAAAAAUGAAAUCCCAGAGCUUUCUAAAGACUUUGAAUUAAAUAUUCUUGUAGCUUAUGUGUAUGACUUGGUUGGAUACACAUACAACUUUUUUGGUAUGCUGAAAAAUGCUGGUGAGCAUUCUACUGCUGCCAAACAAUCCUGUUUCGCUAUAACAGGGAUGGACGAAGACCAAAUAGAAGAACUUGUUUCCAAAACAUGUGUUAGGGAUGAAAAUUAUGAAACAUGGGAGAAGUUUGCUAAACGUGAGGCUGAAAUAGUAUUUGAAAAACUGAAAAAUGUUAUUUCUGUCCCAGCUAACAUGGAACUGUUAAAGAAAAUGGCUUUAGAUUAUAAUCUUAAUACAUACAGAAGUCAGGAACAUAUUGAACUUCUUCAAGGUUUCCUUGGACACAACUUGGCAAAUGAAUGUACACUCACAAAAGGUGAAUAUGAUCAUCUUUGUAAAAAUCAUCUUGCAAUACCUGCAGACAAUCACCUAGGAGAGCUGUUUUUGUAUGAACUUUUUAUCCAAGUCUUUUACACAUUUGGAAGACGAGUAUUUUAUCUUGGAGAUCAUGUUGAUUAUAAAACAGCAAGGGAUUUUGCUCAUGCAUUGUUUUUAGCUAAAGAAUUUGGGGUUAAAGUAGCUGAAGAAUGCAAACAAUUGGAUCUUCCUGAUAUUUUAUAUGUCAUGUUGACAGAGCUGAGUGGGACAUUGGAACAGAUUUUUGAUGACAGAGCAAACCUUGGUCUUAAAACUGUGCAACAUCUGGACAAUGCUGCUUCAAGAUUCAAAGACUUGCAAGAAUCCACUGCAUCAUAUUUUAGUUUUGGGGUUAUUAAAUCUGGUCAUGAGAGUUUACAGCACAGAAAGAUUUGUCUGAAAAGACUUGUGAGAUGUUACACAGCAAUGGCACAUUUAAUUUCCGAUGAAAAUGAAGAGAAGAAGAAAGAAAUCAGUGAAAGAUUACAUCAGUGUAAUGUUCAACUUGAAAAAUUGUCCUCUGAAUAUAGUCAUAGGCAAACUGGCGUUGACCUUAGAAUGGGAGAAUGUUUCCUUGCUCUCAAGAAAUUUGAAGAGGCAAAGGAAAAGUUCCUAAAAGUUGCCCCAGAAGGUAUCCUUCAAGCUACAUUUGAUGUUAAAAAAUCACCAUUAAACUUUCAUGAACUUCUUGCUGUGAAAGGACUCAUUAAUGUAUUUAAAGGGAGUGGCCAAAAAGAAAAAGCACAGGAAUUAGCUAGAAGAUUGGAAGCUAUACUUGAAAAUUCAAAUGAAAUAGAGGAACUUUCUCAUUUUCGCUUGAAAGAAAUGAAUACGCUGUUGGGUACAACAAAUUGAAAAAUAUCUUUUUCUGUAUAUUGGUUGUGGUUGUAUCAUACUUUUAUGUGAAUUCAAUACAGAAUUGUGAAUUCAGAAAUUAUUGCAAGGUUUUUGUUGAGCAGGCAACAUUAACUUAUGUCGCGAAAUUAAGCAAGACAUACAUUGUAGCAAUCCUAGAUUAAAUCAAAGUUUUAUGGGUAUUACAGUCAUUUAAGAAACUAAUGUUUUUGAGUCUUUGAAGAAAGAUGUUAAAAUAAUAUUCCUACUGUAAAUGGCAUUCUGUAUGAUUAUGAAUUAAACCAACAUUGAAAAUCACUUUGAUUCUUUGCGUUUUGAUGAAUUAGUGUUACCCUGUUUAUUUCAUUGACUUGAUUUGUUUUCCUGUUUUAGGAUUUUCUCUACUUUGUUUCAAAAUGACAUGCUUUUUUGUAGAUUGUUGUAAAUUGAUAGUAUAAAAAUAAAGGAACUAAAGAAGCAGAAAAAAAUGAAGAGUAUGUGUGCUUGUUUUUGAGAUAUAAGCCAUUGAAAAGUUGGCGGGAAAUGAGUCUUUUUAGGUUUUUCAUACAAUCAACAUAAGCACCUUUUUUCCAAAAACUUUGAAAAAUAACAAGGACUUUAUUACAUUUGUUAACUAUAUGUUAUAUAAAUAAAGUACAUGUAGCUAGAUACUAUAAAGCUAUAAAUAUCUCUUGAGGAUGUUUGCUCCUCUUUUAUUUAAUUUUUGCCAGUUUUGUGGAAUACUAUGGUUUUAUCUAUGUAGUGCCAUUCACAAAUUGUAUUAUGUUAUGUACUGCUGUAAAUAUGUUAUUGUUUUGUAGAUCUGAUAGUUUUGUUAUGCAUAUGAAAUAUGAAAGGCCUUUUAUGAGGGUUGCAAAUAACCUAUAUAGAAGAACAAGACUUAUUUCUCUCGAUUUUUCUAUCAUUUGAUUAUAUAUAAUUGAAUAUCUGGUAUGAAUUGAUCUUUUGAAUUAUUAUAAAACCAUAUUUUCUAUGCCAUAAAUAAGGUUAAAUUAAUGAUUAAAUAUUUCUACGUAAUAAAUUUUAAGGGAAUUCACAUAACAGAUAAUGAGAAUUGUUUCUUAGAAUUUAUAUUUGGCAGCUUCUUCACAUUAAGGAUGAUUGCUCCUUUCCAGAAUCAUGGGACUAUAAUUGUCAGAUUUAAGUAAUUUGUUCACAUAAUUAUAUUGUACCUUAACUUGAGUUUGUUUUGAUUGAUAUAGUAGGAAUUAGUGAACAUAUCAUUAAAUGCCGAACAAAUAUUGCAAAUUAUUCUUGACAAUAAGGAUGAAUCAUGGGAUCUUUGCUUAGCUGUUUAUUGUUUAUAGUAUAGAAGCAUGUGACUGGAAUCAUGUAGCCAAAACGUGUAUACUUGCCAGUUCAGUUAGUGUUGAAUUAAAAAUCAUUUGUUAUUACUCAAAUACUUGUCUGUCAAGACUUCACCUUUCAAAGUUUCAACUUUUACCCUUUUUCAUAUUCAGUACUGAUUUAUCUUAUAUCUAAUUUUAUUUCUUUUAAUUCCAUAUCAUGUUUUGAUGUUUCAUCAUCAAAAAUCUAUGGUAAUUCUUUUAUUUUCUGGGGUACAAAUUCAGGGUUUUAAGCUACAAAAUGUACUGAAUAUCACACAUGUAGAAUUCUUAUCUUUUGUAUUGUUUGAACAACAAUAUGCAGCACUGUAGUUGUAAGUUUUAUAAGCACAAGUCAGUUAAGGAUCACACAUUUUUUUCAGGAAAUUUAUUUCUGUUAUGAUUGUGCCGUUAUCUUUUUCCAACAUGAGGAAAGAUUUUUUGUAUCAUAUUGAAUAGAGUGUGAUAUGCAAAGUCUUAAGAAAAAUUAUUUGAUUUUAUUGGCCUAUUAUGCAAUAUGUUAUGAAUUUGCGAUAUUUCAUUAGCUUUUUAUAAGGUCAGUAAUGAUGUUCAUUGUUACAACAUACUUCUUGGACAUAGAGAUUUGUGAUUUCUCCAAUAAAAAACAAACCACUUGUAUGUUUACUAUGCAGAAACUCCUUUUGUUGAACUUUAUUCAAUUCUGAAGUGGACAUAAAUGUCUGAUGUUAAUGUUUGAUGUACAUAUGUUGUCUUUUAGGUGUAAAAUUGCAAUGUUUCACAGAAUUUCCUAUUUUCUUUUUCAAGAAACACCAAGAGUAAACAUGUUUAAAAAGCAAAGUCAUGCAUAAUUAGCAUCCUAAGAUAUAUUCUCACAUUUGUAUAAUAGUUUUUGAUCUGUUUCAUGAACAUUUUAUUAUUUAUUUUAUUAUAAACAUGUGAGGGAAAUAUUUUGAUGUGGUUUUUUUUUGGUUAAAAGUUUUGCAUAAUUUAUACAAAAUAUAUAUACUUACAAUCAUGCAUAGCAACUUUUUAGUCAUAUUUAUGUACCUGAAUUAAUAUUAUUACUUAUAAUUGCUGGUUUGGCUUCAGUAAAUUUAUUUUUU